Messenger RNA from Artibeus jamaicensis (Jamaican fruit-eating bat), 2464 nucleotides. RefSeq names its product arylacetamide deacetylase like 2 (gene AADACL2). Lineage: Eukaryota; Metazoa; Chordata; Mammalia; Chiroptera; Phyllostomidae. The transcript is spliced from 5 exons. The record is from RefSeq and is a predicted model, not a curated record. The coding region runs from base 264 to 1472 and encodes 402 amino acids. Gene Ontology annotation, cellular component: membrane. Gene Ontology annotation, molecular function: carboxylic ester hydrolase activity.
CACAGGGUGAGGAAACACUCUGAGCAUUUUUAAUUGCAUGCUAAUGAAAUAAGCAUGGACUGACACUGUGUGUGAGUUCUGAAUCAGUGUAAGUGCAAGUUUCUACUGAGGCUGUAAUAUUUGACUUGAUAAGUAGCUUCAAGUUAUUAAGAAGUUCUUAUUACCUGAAAGGGUUCUCAGUGUGCCCUUGUUUUGCUACUUCUUAUUUAGUUUUAAUAGAAAUAAUUUAAUCUGAGCACUGUGACAACACUGAAAAAAGGAAUAUGACAGGUUUUAAAGCUCUCUGCUUGGGGCUGUUUUGUGUUCUCUUUGCUAUUCAUAUUCAUAUGCCCAUACCAAGCAACAUUGAAGAACGCUGGAAAGUAACAGCCUUGGAUGCAAUCACUAGAACGUGCUCAUUUAUGGGUAUAUGUUUUGAACAUAUAGGUAUUAUGAAAUAUGAAGAGUUUAUUUCCAUGAUAUUCAGGCUGGAUCAUACCCAGCCACUUUCAGAUGAACAUAUCACAGUGACGGAUACAGCAUUUGCUGAUGUUCCAGUACGUUUGUACUUGCCAAAGAGAAAGUCAGAAACCCCAAGACGAGCGGUAAUCUAUCUUCAUGGUGGUGCUUAUUGUUUUGGAAGUUUCAAGCACACGGGUUUUGACUUCCUCAACAGAGAGACAGCAAAAAAACUUGAUGCCGUUGUUGUAGCAGCGGACUAUAGACUAGCUCCCCAACACCGCUCUCCAGCUCAGUUUGAAGACAGCAUCGCUGUAGUCAAGUUUUUUCUUCAAGAUAAAAUUCUUAUGAAAUAUGGAGUGGAUCCCACCCGAAUAUGUGUUUCAGGAGACAGUGCUGGGGGCAGGUUAGCCGCCGCAGUGACGCAGCAGGUGCAGAAUGAUCUCGAAAUAAAGCAUAAAAUCAAGGUACAAGCUUUACUUUAUCCUAGCUUACAGAUAAUUGAUUCUUAUUUGCCAUCUCUCAGAGAAAAUGAAAACGGUAUAAUCAUAACACGGGAAAUAGCCAUAAAACUCCUGGGUUUAUAUCUCAGUGAGAAUAAAACAUUGACUGAGGCAAUGAGAAGAAACCAGCAUAUGCCUCUGGAAUCAAGACAUUUGUUCAAGUUUGUUAACUGGACCAUUCUCUUACCCAAGAAAUACAGGAAGGACCAUGUUUAUUAUGAACCAAUUCUUGGAAGAACUAAUUUUUCAUUACCAGCACUUAUGGAUGUCAGAGAAUCGCCCUUGCUGGCCAGUGAUUCCCAGCUACAGAAUUUGCCAUUAACCUACAUUCUGACCUGUCAAUAUGAUAUUUUGAGAGAUGACGGAUUUAUGUAUGUGUCAAGACUUCAGAAUGUUGGAGCUCAAGUUGUUCAUGAACAUAUUGAGGAUGGAUUCCAUGGCGCCUUAUCAUAUAUGACACCACCCUUCUAUUUACAACUGGGUCUUAGGAUAAAAGAUAAAUAUAUUAGUUGGCUGAAUAAUAAUUUAUAAAAUAUAUAUGACCAUCACUUAGUUGGUUGUAAUUAGUGAUAUUUUGUAGUUGUAGUGCAAAGAACAAUGUCAUUUUUGUUGUCUAAAUCUAGAUUUGAAUAAGUGGUUAUAAUAUUGCUUAUCCUUGAACUAGUAAAAUUUUUGACUCAGAAAACCUGCAUAUGUCGAAUGUUUGUAAUCCUAUCUAUUUUCCCAUUACCUAUAGUUACUAUGAGUACGGUGGUCCUAAUAGAGACUGAUGCUUAUUCAAAUUUAGAAACAACAAUACUGGCAAGUUACAGAAGACAAUUUCCAGGCAAGCACAGAAAUUGUAGUAAUAAGUGGGAAGAGACAAAAUAAGAGAAAAAUGCAAAGUGAUUAUAUUAGUUCCCUGUGGCUAUUACUAAAAACUUGGUGGCUUAAAACAACAGAAAUAUAUUCUCUUAGAUGUACUGGGCCUGAAGUCCAAUAUGAGUAUCACUGGGCCAAAAUUAAAGUACUGGCAAAGGACAUGCGCACUUGGGAGGUUCUACAUGCUGCGCCCCGUGGAUUUUCAUCUGGUGGCUGCCAGCCUGCCUGGAUGUGGCCACAUCACCUUCAGCUCAGAAGGCAGUGUUUUUAAAACUCUCUCUGUUCCAUCUUCUCAUGGUUUUCUCCUCUGCCUCCUCAAAGAUACAUAUGUCUGCAUUCAGAGUCUAUCCUAUAAUCCGGGAUAAUCUCCCCAUCUUGAGAUUUAAGUAUUCUGAGGACACUUUUUUUUUUUUGCAUUUCAGUCAAAUUUUAUUUUUUAAAAAGCAACAGAUCAAUGUUAUAAUUCCGUUUAUUUAAAUAUGAAUUUGGCAAUGUGGUACAUAGUGAAAAAAAUUUUCUGCAAACAUCCUCAAACAUAUCAUCUCAAAAUACCCAAAAAGUAAAUCACUUCUGCAAGCCUUUUUGUUAACUGGACUCAUGUAACUAAAGCUGAAGAUUUAUUGGUGUGAAAAAUAUAUGUAGUACAGUAGUAUGAAUCUUGG